Molecule: messenger RNA, 1317 nt
Organism: Mesorhabditis spiculigera
Lineage: Eukaryota; Metazoa; Nematoda; Chromadorea; Rhabditida; Rhabditidae
Source: the annotation of a GenBank genome assembly
AUGUGGAAAAUUGUCGAAGCGGCGCCGAAGAAAUACGAAUCCGUGCCGUUCGACACGACGUGCAACUUGGGUUUCGGCCUCUCCGACCGAUGGUUCAAUCAGCUGGCCGUAUCCGAGCUACCAAGGGAGCAGUGCCAGACUCACCCUCCCUCGCAACUAGUAGACGGACCUUGGGGGGAAGAAACGCGUCUUGUGAUCAGCGUCUAUAUGAAGCUGCUGCUUUCAAACGCGACGAUUGACAAGCUCAAAUACCCGCCGUUGCACUUCGGGAAUCAGUUCUGGUUCUCUCUGAACAUGCGCGUUAAUUGCAUUUUUGAUCCGCGAGGCUUAUUUUCGGCUGCUGAACUGCUGGAGUUUAUUGACCACUUCAAGCCGAAAGCCUUUGUCUGCAGCGAUCUAACAGCCUUGGCAAACUAUCGGUCGCAAAUCCCAGCGUUCCUGACAGAUCCGAUCGUGCGCUCGCUGGAGAAGGUGGAUAUCGGCUUCCCGAGGGACUACUAUCAAUUCGCAAAAGGACUCCGAGCCAAGGAUCUGGUGAUUCGAACUCCGGCCCGACACGGAUGCGCUCUAUUGAGCGGGGGAAACACUCCAGUGGGCGAAGUGCUUGCUUUUUUCGAGUGGAAAAUUACGGCAUGGCUUGAUGGGACGGAUGAAAUCGAGAAGUUUUUCAUUUAUAAUGGCCCGGUCAGAUGGAAUGAUCCAGAACCUGACGACCUUUUCGGAUGUGUGAUGGGCAGACUCAAGAGCCUUUUGACUCCCAAUCGCGGACGGGUCGAGCAGAUGAGCAAUGGUUUUGAUUUGAUUGUCAGGGAAUUUGAUGGACAAUCCCUCCUAGUCUACUCUGACGAUAAGCUCCACCGCGUGAAUUUUCUGCGCACCGAAUAUAACUUCAGAAUGAGCCGUUCCCCGGACAGCCUUCAGACGAAUGAUGAAACUCUCGCCAGCAUCAUCAAAUACAUGCACCACCAGCGUAACGCCAACCCCCAGCUUGCUGCCGAGGCGAGAGAGCGUCUGAAGGAGGAAUGCGCGAAAUUCAUCGAAUACAAUAAAGAGGCCACCAAUAUGGACUUGAUAAUUGAGACGCUUUUGUACAUGCAUGAUAACCCUUCCUCGCGGCCUGAAUAUGAUCGAGCCUGGGCGAUGUGUAAGUGGGAUCGGCCCCUAGAACACGUUCCGUGCCCGGUCAAGACGACCGAUCGCCACGCCUACGAGUUUGCCAGAGCCUUCGAGUCGAGCGGUAAACUGCCAAAUCCCGACGACUUCGAGCCAUAUGCCUACCGCGUCAUCUUCGUCGACACUUCACGCGCAAGAAGAACA